Molecule: messenger RNA, 527 nt
Organism: Acyrthosiphon pisum (pea aphid)
Lineage: Eukaryota; Metazoa; Arthropoda; Insecta; Hemiptera; Aphididae
Exons: 4
Coding region: 147-527 (126 amino acids)
Source: RefSeq, a predicted model, not a curated record
AUUUUAAACAGAUUGUAAUAAUUUUUUUAUAGGUACAUAGGGUUAUUCAGUUUAACCAGUCUGACUGGUUAGCCAAAUAUAUAGAAUUAAACACAGAGUUGAGGAAAAAGGCGAAGAAUGCGUUUGAGAAGGACUUUUUUAAACUUAUGAAUAACGCUGUAUUUGGUAAAACAAUGCAGUCUAAAAGGAAGGAAAUGAAGAUGGAGUUGGUGUCAUGUGAGAGGAGGUUACAAAAAUUGAUUAAUAAGUGUACAUUUAAACACUGCACAAAUUACAACGAGAACCUUAACGCUGUAACGCUUGAGAACAAAAUUAUAAAAUUUGACAAACCUAUAUAUAUUGGAUUUGCUGUAUUAGAUAUUAGCAAAACGUUAAUGUAUGAUUACCACUAUAAUGUCAUGCAGAAACAUUAUGGAGAUAGAAUUAAGCUUAUGUACACUGACACAGAUUCACUAGUGUAUCAUGUUCAGACAGAAGAUUUUUAUGUGGACUUGGCGGCUAUUAUACUUGUACCUAUAUUAUGUUAG